AUGAGCGCGCGAAAGGAGCCACCCCGUAUCCGGGCUUGUCUUUUCGACAUGGACGGCCUGUUGAUCGACUCGGAGGACAAAUACACGAUGAUCACCAAUGAGGUCUUGCAGAUGUACGGCAAACCGAAUCUGCCUUGGUCGAUCAAGGCCCAGCUCCAAGGACGCCCACAGCCGGAGGCGAGCAAGAUCUUCCAUGAAUGGGCCCAGCUGCCUAUUACUCCGGAAGAAACAGCGGCAAAGCAGGCCUCACUGCAGGCCAAGUACUUUCCACAGUCACAGCCACUCCCUGGUGUGCCGGCUCUGUUGGCGAAUCUGGUUUCGACGCAGUCGACAGAGAACCCUGUUUACAUUGCUUUGGCGACGUCGUCUAACAGUCGCAACUUCUCUCUCAAGACGCAGCAUCUGAAGGACCUCUUUUCGGCAUUCCCAGAAGCCAAUAAGGUCCUUGGUGAUGACCCCCGCAUUGGAAAGGGUCGUGGCAAGCCCUUGCCCGAUAUCUAUCUUCUUGCGUUGGAAACAAUCAACAAGACCAUCCGUAGCAAAGGAGAGACAGAGAUCAAGCCCGAGGAAUGUCUUGUGUUUGAGGAUGCGGUUCCUGGUGUCGAAGCUGGCCGCAGAGCCGGCAUGCAGGUUAUUUGGUGCCCACAUCCAGGUCUUCUAGAAUCGUACAAGGGACGUGAGGAGGAGGUUUUAGCAGGCCGGACAGGAUCGCAUACUGGUGAAAAUGAGAACGCCGGCUCUCUGGGGGAACCAGGCGAUGGUUGGGGUCGAUUAGUGCACACUCUGGAGAAUUUUCCUUAUGAGAACUACGGAAUUCAAUUCCCCGAGCGGCUUCAUCAUGAAGAUAGAAAAGACAAUACACGGUCCUGGAUUUCACUUUAUUAUAAUCGAUAUACCCGAAGAGAUACGUUCAAAAAACAAUUUAUUAGGUUGAACUAG
Molecule: messenger RNA, 939 nt
Organism: Penicillium chermesinum
Lineage: Eukaryota; Fungi; Ascomycota; Eurotiomycetes; Eurotiales; Aspergillaceae
Product: haloacid dehalogenase superfamily protein
Exons: 3
Coding region: 1-939 (312 amino acids)
Molecular function (GO): phosphatase activity
Source: RefSeq, a predicted model, not a curated record